UAAUUCUUUUUUCAUUAUAUACCGAUAAUAUAAAUAUAGUUUCAUUGCGCUUUACGAUGUCCAAUCCAUAUUUUAAUGAUGUCGGUAACUUUGGAUCUGGUAUGAAUGCUAAUCCAUCAAAUGGUCCGAUGAAGCACCCGCCUCCACCACAAUUUCCUUCUAGCAUGACCGGUGGAAGUUCUAUUCCCCCUGCUCCUCAUGCUCAAUUACCGCAUGGUCAUACCCCACCACCAACCAGCUAUCAAUACAACAAUACACAGCAUCAUCCAUCAACAAAUGCUUGGCCUACCAAUCAAGGUUCUAUGGCCAAUAUGCCCCCUGCUACAAGUGGAUAUAACAUGAAUGGUUUGGUUGGAUUGACCCCAAGUUCGGGGGCUCGUAAUUCCACUCCACCAUCUGGUCCUCCCCAUUCACAGAAUAUGAAUCUCUCAAAUCAUGUGCCAAGUUCCCAAUAUAGUUCUCAAAACAUGCCACCACCACCAAUUAGCCAAUCUACUAUGAAUCAGAGAGCAGGUUUUAACCCCAAUUACUCACAUGGUGGUUAUCCUUCAAUGGGUUCAAAUGUUCCUACCAGUGCUCAUGCUCCUAUGUCCAAUACCGCACCUUAUUCACCAAACAAAGUUCACAACACCAUGCCUCCACCACUGAUGGGUCAAAAUAUAAAUACACCAUUACCACCAACAUCAGACAAUUUUCCAAAACAGCCACCAAAUCCAACUCAAUUUCACCACAUGCAACAACGACCACCACCUUCUAUGAUGCAGAACCAGCUGCCGCCUCCAACGAGUGAACAAAUUCCAAGACAAAUGCACCAUCCUGGGCAACAUCAUCAACCACAUCAACCCCAACUGCUUCCCCCUGUUCCAGGAGCAGGAAUGCCACCAAGUGUUCCAGGUCCAGGACAAUAUCCUUUCUCUUCGGCAUCUGGUAUUACGCAUGGUAUGAGUAAUAUGGGAAUUGAUGACAAACAUCGGCCUAUCAAUAUUAUGAUGGAGAGACGACUGUUACCUUUGAAAAAGCAUCAACAGAAGCCACUACAAUUUGAAGCAGGUCCAGGUGACAGGGGUUUAAUACCACCAAAACAAAAGAACUGCAACACGGAUGUUUUCCGAUGCACACUCAAUGCAAUUCCAAGCACACAAGCACUUUUGAACAAGGUUAAGUUACCUCUCGGCCUAAUCAUUCAUCCAUUCAAAGAUCUCAGCUCACUACCUGUAAUAUCAGCAGGAACUAUUGUACGUUGCAAAAGAUGUCGAACCUACAUCAAUCCGUUUGUAAAUUUUUUGGAUGAAAGAAGGUGGAGAUGCAAUCUAUGUUUUGUUGUUAACGAAGUACCUGAAGAAUUUCUACAUCAUCCAGUCACGAAAACUUAUGGUGAACCCCAUACUAGACCGGAAUGCACUAAUGCAACUUUGGAAUUUAUUGCUCCUCAAGAAUAUAUGGUUCGGCCACCACAACCUGCGGUAUACAUGUUUCUCUUUGAUGUAUCUCACUCUGCUGUUGAAACUGGAUAUUUGCAAGUUGUCUGUGAUGCUUUGUUGGAUCAUCUUGAUCACUUACCUGGAGACUCGAGAACUAAAAUAGGUUUUCUUUCUUACAAUGGAACAGUGCAUUUCUACAGGUUGGCAGAGGGAUCAUCGCAACCACAAAUGCUUGUUGUUUCUGAUCUUGAUGAUAUAUUUUUGCCAACGCCGGAUUCUCUUCUUGUUAAUUUACGAGAAGGAAAAGAACUUGUUAGUGAUUUGUUGCGUCAAUUACCCGAGCUACAUGAACCACCUGAUAAUUUAUCUCGCGGAGAAGUUGAAACUCAAAGUGCACUUGGAUCCGCUCUACAAGCUGCACAGAAAAUGAUGGCUGCUUUUGGCGGGCGUAUCACCGUAUUUCAACAGUCCAUGCCUACAACAGGCCCAGGAGCUUUGAAACCUCGAGAAAAUCCAAAUUCUAGAGCUGGAGAUACUGCAACAGAUUGUCUGAAUCCAUCGACUGAUUUUUACAAAAAACUUGCUUUGGAUAGUUCAGCUCAUCAAGUCGCAAUUGAUUUCUUUUUUAUGAAUUCUCAAUACAUUGACAUUGCAACUUUAUCAUGUACUUCUCGUUUUUCUGCCGGCGAUCUGCAUUAUUAUCCUGGUUUACAUGCGACUCAUAAUCCUGUACAAAUUGAACGUUUAUCUCGAGACUUGGAUCGUUAUUUAACAAGGAAAAUUGGUUUUGAAGCUGUCAUGAGAAUAAGGUGCACCAAAGGAAUUGCAAUCCACACUUUUCAUGGAAAUUUCUUUGUACGGUCAACCGAUCUACUUGCACUUGCAAAUAUCAAUCCAGAUGCUGGAUUUGGUUUAAAUUUAAGCAUAGAAGAAAGCUUAACAGAUUUAUCAUCAGUUUGUGUGCAAGCUGCAUUGUUGUAUACUUCUAGUAAGGGUGAAAGAAGGAUUCGUGUCCACACAAUGUGCUUUCCUGUUGCCAAACAUAUGGGUGAAAUAUUUAACAAUGUAGAUUCUGAUGCUGUUGUUUCACUUUUAUCAAAAAUGGCUGUUGAUCGAAGUAUAACAUCCAAGAUAUCAGAUGCAAGGGAUGCAUUAAUAAAUGCAGUUAUUGAUGCAUCGAAAGCUUAUAAAGAAACUAUCAGUCCAGGUUCUGUUGAUAAUUCUCUACUUGUUCCACCUUGUAUGAAGACCUUUCCUCUUAUGAUAAGCUGCUUGAUGAAACAUCCGGCUUUCCGUUCUGGUGUUUCCACACGUCUCGAUGAUCGAGUAUUUUCUAUGAUUGAUUUGAAAAUGCAACCUACUUGUUUUGCAUUGCAAUCCAUUCAUCCUGACUUAUAUAGAGUUGAUGAUCUUUCAGAUGAGGAUGGAUUGGACAUUGAUGAAAGAAUUGUUCCGCAACCUCAGAUACUGCCGUUGUCUGCUGAAUCUAUUAAUCGUGAUGGAGUAUAUUUACUUGAUGCCGGUUGGCACAUGUACUUACAUGUCGGUCCGACUGCAAACAGAGAAUUUUUGCAAAAUGUGCUCGGAGUGAAACAAUUCAGUGAUAUAGAACAACCAAUGUAUUCACUGCCGGAUUUGGACAAUCCAAUGUCAGAGACUUUUCAUAACUUCUUGGAAUGGUUGCAAGAUCAGCGACCGCAUUAUGCACCUAUGCAAGUUGUAAGAGCGGACAGUCGAGAACAUUAUUACUUCAUGCUACACAUGAGACAAGACAAAACUGAAUCUUCUAUGUCAUUGCAAGAAUUCCUACAACAUGUUCAGCAACACCUCGUGAAAAAAUAACAGAACUCUCAAUGGGAUAUAGAUGACUGAAAAAAUUUAUCGAUGUAGUAUUUUAAUUCUUAACUUAUUUGGUUGCUAUGUGGGGGCUGUUUAAAAUUAAAUGUACUAUUCCCUUCUAUUUUUGAUGGAACAAAAGUUAUUUUACUUCCUAAUGUAUUUGUUAUCAAACUUUACUAUUUGAUUUAAAUCAAAUUAUUUUGAUCAGAUUUUUGCUUCGAAUAAAAAUAAUCUUGACAAAUAAAUGAUUACCAAGUAUGGUGAGCCUCUGUUGGCCUACACACGUUGCAACAUCAGCGAUCUCAAACUAAUUUCAUUUUUGUAAUAUUUCCAAUGGUUGCGUAAUAGUUAUUGCAAAUGUACAAAAAAAAUUUCGGGAGCAAGUAAUUAUGGUUCAUAAAAAAUUAUAAGGAAGGUAUUAAAGACUGGAUAAGGGAGCUAAUAAUCAAAAUACAGAUUUUGAUACUCUAUUAAGCAAAUAUACUAGUUCUAAAUUUAACCAUGAAAUGUAUUAAUUGUAGUUCCAACUACCCACAAACACAGGGCUCAAUGUAUCUGCUCCAAAUGUUCAUUUAUAAUGCUUCUAGGUGAUAUAAUGGGUGCAAGUUUUCACAGUAAAAUGUACGUAGAGCAUGAUUUGUCUGUCAUUCUGAAUCAUAAUUUUUUCAUCCAAUAUAUAGAUGGAAUCCAUCAUAUGGAAAACGGUGAUUACAGUUUUGGCUUAUUUAUUUUAUCACCAUUCUCAAGUAUUUUAGAGGCUGUUGUAUUUAAGUUACUAAUAACACCAGACCAAACAAAGUACUGUAGUUUUACGAGUCUACAAGAUAUUUAGUUUGAAUGGUUUUGGACAUCUCUUACUUUUCAAUAACCUAUCCCAUUGAAUCUGAAGAGUUACUUUAGUAUGUGUGCUCUUUUUGAAUUGGCAUCUGCUUUACUAGGAUAAUAUUUGGAAAAAAAGGUAACAACAUUAACACUUAAACAUAAUCAUAUAGUUUAGAAUAAUGCAGAUAGAUACCAACUGAUCUCUGUUAGGUUGGAAUAAUUGUACAUGUGCAAUAGAUGUGUCAUCAGCCAUUUUAUUGACAUCAAAAAGGUAUAUGUCUGUUGUAUAGUAGGUUCAAUAUAUAUAUGUAUAAAACCUGUAUUUCUGUUUAGCAUUUUGAUUGCUUCAAUUAUAUUACUAAGUUUGAAACUGCAUUUAAGAAAAAGAUAAACUUUAUUGUUUUGGUAUGUAGAUUAUUCUUUUCAUAUGAAUUCAAUGAUUCACAUGAAAUAAUUUCAAUAUGAGCAAAUCAGUGGUGGUUCAUGUCCAUCAUGGUCUGGUGUAAUUUUGGUACAACAUAAUAAAUUUGCUCAUUCUUUUUGUGGACAUUCUCAAUUCAUAAAUUUUUGUUGUUGUAUAAAUUUGAUUUCAAUGUGUAAUGAGUGAUUUUAGUGCUUCCUCUCCCACUGUCAGAAAAUAAUUCGACUCGACAGUUUUUUGAAAGACAAUACGAUUAAAGUUCUGUUACUAUGAGUUCAAAAUUUUUCUGCGUAUUAUUUAUUCGUCAACAAAUUUCGGAGGCACAUUUUUGAGCGUUUUUCAGCCUUUCUGUUUUUAACCUAUCAAGCAUUAUGAUCUUGUUUAAUGUCUAACAAGUUAAGAUAAAGGGGAACAAUUUGGCAUAUAUGGGUAUUACUAUUUUUUGUCUUUCUUCGUUCAAUAAUGCUUUUAUGGGAAAUCUCAAAAUCAGAGAUUGAGAAAUGCAUAUAUCGCUUUAUUUGGGACUCCAUUGAAGUAGCAAACAGAACAACAAUGUCAUAAUGCAAAAAUAGGAUGCCAUGAUACCUUUUAAAUGUGCCUAUAACGUAAUGGUUUUUCUCCUUUAAAUUCACUUUUUACUUCUGUGGAAUAGUGGACAACAAUAAGAUGAUGAAUCUCAUCCUGUUAUAUGGACAGCAUUAGAGAACAUAAUAUGGUGCGAUUCAAAUUCGUACAAUACAGUUGAUUUCUUACUAAUUGUGAAACAAUUUGCCUAAUUUUUUGUCUCUGUUGACAUAAACCUGUGCUGUUGUACAUAAUAUUGAGUAUUGUAUAUUGAUAGACUUGGUAGAAUUAUUUAACACGAAAAUUUAACAUUAGUUGAGAUGUUUCUCAUGUAUUUCAAAUGUUACAAGCUUUUAUCUUAAUUAAUAUGUGUAUUUAGUAAAGUACUGCAAUUUGAUGUUUUUGUUGUAAUGCAUUGUAUGAAAAUAGUAUGUUGUAUGCCCCAAGCUAUCGAUGCUGUGUAAGCUACUUAAUAAAAUUACAUUAUAUUUCA
Messenger RNA from Styela clava, 5560 nucleotides. Lineage: Eukaryota; Metazoa; Chordata; Ascidiacea; Stolidobranchia; Styelidae. The record is from RefSeq and is a predicted model, not a curated record.